Spinacia oleracea (spinach) is the source of this 4396-nucleotide messenger RNA. RefSeq names its product cellulose synthase-like protein D4. The record is from RefSeq and is a predicted model, not a curated record. Gene Ontology annotation, cellular component: membrane. Gene Ontology annotation, biological process: cellulose biosynthetic process. Gene Ontology annotation, molecular function: cellulose synthase (UDP-forming) activity. Lineage: Eukaryota; Viridiplantae; Streptophyta; Magnoliopsida; Caryophyllales; Amaranthaceae. The coding region runs from base 741 to 4121 and encodes 1126 amino acids. The transcript has 7 exons.
AUUUUUAGUUAUUUGCGUGGUUUUAUUUGUGAACAUGGGAUUAAUAUUUCUUUUGUUGCGAAUGAGCCACAAGGACAAUACAAAUUAUAAAUGGGGCAGGGGAUUCAAACCUGAAACCUAUCAUACAUGUACCCUCAUUUUCCACUACUAGUCCAUGACCUCGUUGGUACAUGUGAUCAAUGUUCAGUUAAAUCCAGUGGUAUAAUGUGGUCCACGCCAUUUCUUUUAGAAAUAAAUGAAAAUUGACAUAUGUUUGUUGUAAAAAAUUAGUUUUAAUCUUCGCAACCAAGGUUUUAGCGAUCACCUAAACUUACGCAGUUAUUGGUGUCACAAAUAUUUAUAGAUGGAAAGCUUUCUUGCAAUGUUACAAAACCAAUUAACAAACAUUUUGAAUUUGUUACAAGCAAUUUAAAUCCUAGAUUCACGUAGAAAUGAGUAAUUAAUGACUUAAAAAUAGCAGAGGCACAAACUAAAAACUAGCCUUAUACCAAGUCAUCUCCUCCCAUGCAAUUCUAUUAUUCAUUGGCUUCUCCCUAAUUUCAUUCCCCUAAUUUUCACCAAAAAGAACCAAAAAUUCUCCAACAAAAUUAACCUCCUAAUGUCCCUUGAUCAAAAUUACCAUGGAGGUUAAUUAAUUAAUAAAAUUCUAAUUAGCAAUUUUAUCUCAUGUUAUUGCACACUCCCUAACAAACACCACCAAAUAAAAAAAAAUAUAAAAAGGAACUAACAUAUAUAGCAAGAUGAUGCCGACUUCCGACCCGUCGAAGAAGGCGAUCCGAAGCCAAGGGAGCUCCGGAAGUGUCGGGUCACAGAAUACCCGAACCUCCUCGGGUGGUACCGGGCAAGCGGUCAAGUUUGCAAGAAGAACGUCAAGCGGAAAGUAUGUGACCCUAUCGAGGGAAGAUCUUGACAUGUCCGGUGAUUUUUCCGGUGAUUAUAUGAAUUACACGGUGCACAUUCCUCCUACACCCGAUAAUCAACCCAUGGAGGGUUCAUCCGUGGCGGCGAAAGCGGAGGAGCAGUAUGUGUCGAACUCGUUAUUUACGGGUGGGUUUAAUAGUGUGACACGGGCACAUCUUAUGGAUAAGGUCACAGAUUCAGAUUCGUGUCCACCGGAGCAUGUGGCCCGUGGGAAAGCGGGUUAUUGUCAAAUGCCCGUUUGUGAUGGAGAGGCUAUUAAAGAUGAUCGAGGGAAUCGGGUCUUUCCUUGUGAAUGCAGAUUUACAAUAUGUAACGAUUGCUACAUCGAUGCACAAAAGAGCAACGGAGUUUGCCCAGGAUGCAAAGAACCUUAUAGACUAGGAGACUUCGACGACGAUCAACCGGAUUUCUCUAGUGGCGCCCUCCCAUUGCCGGCCCCAAACAAGGGGAAUGGAGACCGACGCAUGAUGAGUAGAAAGAAAGGUGGUGAUUUCGACCACAAUAAGUGGUUGUUCAAUGAGACGCAAGGGACUUAUGGCCAUGGAACAGCUUAUUGGCCUCCAGAGGAUGCUUAUGAUGGUGAUGGUGAUGGUAUGAGUGGCGUGCUUGAAGCUGCUGACAAGCCUUUUAAGCCCCUUAGUAGGGUUAUUCCUAUUCCUAAUGGUGUCAUUAGUCCUUACAGGUUAUUGAUCGUGAUACGUUUGGUAUUUUUAUGCUUAUUCUUAGCAUGGCGUUUAAAACACCCGAACGAGGAAGCUGUAUGGCUUUGGUUUAUGUCUGUUAUUUGUGAAAUUUGGUUCGCCUUUUCUUGGCUCCUUGACAUUAUUCCUAAAAUAUGUCCUAUAAAUCGGUCCACUGACCUUGAUGCCCUAAGGGAAAAGUUCGAACAACCAUCCCCUUCGAACCCAACUGGACGAUCUGACUUACCCGGUGUUGAUCUUUAUGUUUCUACAGCUGACCCUGAGAAAGAGCCACCCCUUGUGACGGCUAAUACCAUUCUUUCGAUCUUAUCAGUUGAUUAUCCAGUCGAGAAGAUAGCUUGUUACGUGUCCGAUGAUGGCGGCGCUCUCCUAACUUUCGAGGCAAUGGCUGAGGCAGCUAGCUUUGCCGAGUUAUGGGUGCCAUUUUGUAGAAAACAUGACAUUGAGCCAAGGAAUCCAGAAACUUAUUUUUGUUUGAAGGGUGACCCUACUAAAAAUAAGCUACAACCUGAUUUUGUUAAAGAUAGGAGGAAGAUUAAGAGAGAAUAUGAUGAGUUUAAGGUUCGAAUUAAUGGGUUACCGGAUUCUAUUCGGAGGAGAUCCGAUGCAUUUAAUGCUAGGGAGGAAAUGAAGAUGAUGAAACAAAUGAGGGAUAGUGGUGCAGAUAGGUCCGAACCCAUUCGAGCCCAAAAGGCUACUUGGAUGGCUGAUGGAACCCAUUGGCCUGGUACUUGGGUCACCUCUGCUGCUGAACAUUCUAAAGGUGACCAUGCAGGAAUCCUUCAGGUAAUGUUGAAGCCACCAUCACCAGACUCAAUAUUGGGAACACCAGAAGACAAGCUCAUAGACUUCUCCGAUACCGACAUACGCCUUCCAAUGUUUGUGUACGUGUCACGUGAGAAGAGGCCAGGAUACGACCAUAACAAGAAGGCCGGAGCCAUGAACGCGUUGGUGCGAUCAUCAGCCAUUCUCUCCAACGGCCCCUUCAUUUUGAACCUUGAUUGUGAUCAUUACUUCUACAACUGCAAGGCUAUUCGUGAAGGUAUGUGCUUCAUGCUUGACCGAGGGGGUGAAGACAUUUGUUACAUUCAAUUCCCUCAGAGGUUCGAAGGUAUUGAUCCUUCUGAUCGAUAUGCCAAUCGAAACAAUGUGUUCUUCGACGGGAACAUGCGUGCUCUCGACGGCCUUCAGGGACCAAUGUAUGUGGGCACGGGUACUAUGUUCAGGCGGUUCGCGUUGUAUGGGUUCGAGCCACCAAACCUAGAAAAAUUAUCAAACAACAACAAAGAUUCAGAGACCCAAGCACUGACUUCGUCCGAGCUUGACCCCGAAUUGGACGUAAAUUUGUUGCCUAAAAGGUUCGGAAACUCGACAAUGUUGUCAGAAUCGAUACCCAUAGCGGAGUAUCAAGGGCGUCCGUUAGCUGAUCAUCCUGCAGUAAAGUAUGGUAGGCCUCCAGGUGCUCUUAGAGUACCUCGUGAGCCCCUUGAUUCUAGCAUUGUUGCUGAAGCCGUCUCCGUCAUCUCGUGUUGGUAUGAAGACAAAACAGAAUGGGGAGAUAGAGUAGGAUGGAUUUAUGGCUCAGUGACAGAAGACGUGGUAACCGGGUACCGGAUGCAUAAUCGUGGGUGGCGUUCUGUCUACUGCAUUACAAAAAGAGACGCCUUCCGAGGAUCGGCUCCAAUCAAUCUAACAGACAGGCUUCACCAAGUGUUGCGGUGGGCUACAGGGUCAGUUGAAAUCUUCUUCUCAAGAAACAAUGCCUUCUUAGGCACUCGCCGGCUAAAGAUGCUACAGAGGUUGGCCUACAUUAAUGUGGGGAUAUACCCUUUCACCUCUCUCUUCCUCAUCAUGUAUUGCUUCCUUCCCGCACUCUCGCUUUUCUCCGGACAGUUCAUCGUGCAGACGCUUAGUAUUACUUUCUUGAUAUACUUGUUGAUAAUGACCAUGUGUUUGAUAUUUUUGGCCAUCCUGGAGGUGAAAUGGUCAGGAAUUCAAUUGGAGGAAUGGUGGAGAAAUGAACAGUUUUGGCUAAUUUCUGGUACAAGUUCUCACCUUGCUGCUGUUGUUCAAGGCCUCCUCAAAGUCAUUGCAGGUAUCGAGAUCUCAUUCACAUUGACCUCAAAGUCAGCCUCAGAAGACGAAGAUGACGUGUUUGCUGAACUUUACCUAGUGAAAUGGAGUUCACUGAUGCUCCCACCCAUUGUAAUAGCCAUGGUAAACAUCAUUGCAGUCUGCUACGCUUUCGCUAGGACCAUAUAUAGCUCAACCCCAUCAUGGAGUAAGUUCGUGGGAGGCGCCUUCUUCAGUUUCUGGGUGUUGUGUCAUCUAUACCCUUUUGCCAAAGGGUUGAUGGGAAGAAGAAGAAAAACACCAACAAUAGUGUUUGUUUGGUCAGGCCUAAUUGCCAUAACAAUCUCUUUGUUGUACAUUGCUAUCAACCCUCCCACGCCUUCGGCUGCUGGAACAGGUGGUGGUACCGGAUUUACAUUCCCUUAGAUAUAUAUAUAAGAACACGUGUUGUUUGUCAUGCAUGGAAAUUAUAUAUAUUCAUGUUGUUUCUUGUUAUUAGAUAUGACAUAGAACGUACUAUAGGUUUAGGAUUUUCCUUUAUGUUUUUUUUUUGUGUGUACAAAUACAAACUUGUACUCGGUAAAUUUUAGAGAACGUUUUGGUUUUUGUUGUAACACAACAUGGCCUGCAAGAUGAUGAGUUUUCUACUCUUUCAUGUUGAUUUAUCCAUUGAGAUUAAUUAUAUUGUUCUAUGGAUGUAA